AUGAUUUUUGUAAUAGAGCAGAGGCUAAAAGACUCGCAAAUUGAAGAAGAAAGAAGGCAGAAAGUCUUGAGAGAAAUCGUCGAGAGAUUUUUGUCCGAGGAAGAAAUUUACAACUUGGGAAAUUUCAAAGAACAAUUCACGAAAAUCGCGCAUUGUACGACGAUGAAAUUGAACCCCGUAUCAAUGGCGAAGUUGUUUGAUCUGAUGACGAUGGCUGUGAAGUAUCAAGUCUUCCACUGCCGCAACCCUAAGCAAAUGUAUCUUUGCUUACUGAAUCAUUUUGAGGACCUUGAAGAGCUGUUCAAAAGCAUUGAAGACAGAAGAGUGAGAAAGUUUUUCACAACGAAAGUGGCUCCUAUUUUCGGCGAUCUUUCAGCUGCAAAAUGGACAAUACUUCGGCGUAAAAUCCUCAACGAUUACCAGGAGCACCAGAUCCGAGUUUCAUUACUGUUGCGACGCGAGUUACAAUUGGAAGACGCGCGUUUUGUCCUCAAGAGAACAAUUCCCGACGGUUUUCAAAAACCAGGAACGACGAAAUUUUACGGAGCGAUGGAAGAAAGCGAUCAAGUAACUUGGGCGAUGGCUGGAGGCCCUCCAGAGACAGUUUUGGAAGAAGAAAAGGAGCUUCAGUCAGCGGAAGAUUUCGCUGGAAAACGAAAUUGGAAGCUUGGCCGAAAUUUAUACGACGAAGCUAGCCAACAACCACGAGUUCCUGAAGACGCACCGUCUGUUUUUGAAGCCCAAACUUCGAUUUUGUCGAAUAUGAUGUUCGAGGAAAGCAAAAAAGAAACUGCUGCUCAGUCGAUGAUCCAACUGUCCGUCUUACACGACGAAGCUGAUGGCAAAACAGAUCCAGAAGAGAAGCCAGAAAAACAAACAGUUCGUUUCGAAAAAGAAGGUGACUCUUGCCCGACCGUGAAUUCCAAGAAUGUCAAUAGCUUCCAUGUCCAAAAACUCAUCAAAAAUCUCCAAAGCGAUGCUCAAAAUGACAAACAAGCACCUGAAGACGAUUUGCUAGCAAUGAUGGAUGCUUUAUAA
Molecule: messenger RNA, 1038 nt
Organism: Oikopleura dioica
Lineage: Eukaryota; Metazoa; Chordata; Appendicularia; Copelata; Oikopleuridae
Source: the annotation of a GenBank genome assembly